Euleptes europaea (tarantolino) is the source of this 7572-nucleotide messenger RNA. It is a transcript of the gene MAST4, whose product is annotated as microtubule associated serine/threonine kinase family member 4. The transcript has 29 exons. The record is from RefSeq and is a predicted model, not a curated record. NCBI's taxonomy places the organism in Eukaryota, Metazoa, Chordata, Lepidosauria, Squamata, Sphaerodactylidae. Bases 79 to 7398 code for a protein of 2439 amino acids. Gene Ontology annotation, biological process: intracellular signal transduction; peptidyl-serine phosphorylation. Gene Ontology annotation, molecular function: protein binding; protein serine/threonine kinase activity; magnesium ion binding.
UGUUUAGCAGCUGCUAGGAUCUGAAUAAGUAUACUGAAGUCUGAGGUAGUGCAGCAUGGCUAUAUUGUUGUGGAAGGAAUGAGGGAAGCAAUGGACGAGUCCAGCAUUCUGAGGAGGCGAGGGCUUCAGGAAGUGGCACCUCAGAAGAGUCAUUUCAGCUCAAGUCGGCAUCGCCAAAGGCUAGUGGAACCAGCAGCUACAAAAAAGGAGCUGAGUCUUCCAAGAAGAGGAAGUUUUUGCCGUACAAGUAACCGGAAAAGUCUGAUAUGCAAUGGACAGUCUCCGGCUAUGCCUCGACCCCAUUCGCCACUUUCAGCUCAUGCAGGGAGCAGUCCUCAAGACAGCCCAAGAAACUUCUCUCCUAGUGCCUCAGCCCACUUUUCUUUUGCACGAAGUCAUGGGCACCGAAAUGAGAGGACUGAUGGACGACGUUGGUCUCUGGCAUCUCUUCCGUCCUCUGGCUAUGGCACAAAUACCCCAAGCUCAACAGUUUCAUCAUCCUGUUCCUCCCAAGAGAAGUUACACCAGUUACCAUACCAACCAACACCAGAUGAACUGCAUUUUUUGUCUAAACAUUUCUGUGCCACGGAAAGCAUUGCCAGUGAUAGUAGAUGUAGGACCACUCAAAUGCGUCCACGAUCAAGAAGCCUCAGCCCUGGACGUUCUCCUGCCUGCUGUGACCAUGAAAUAAUUAUGAUGAACCAUGUAUACAAAGAGAGAUUCCCAAAGGCUACAGCUCAGAUGGAAGAACGACUUCAGGAGAUUAUCACCAACCAUUCUCCUGACAAUGUCCUCCCCUUGGCAGACGGAGUGCUUAGUUUCACCCACUAUCAGAUCAUUGAGCUGGCUCGCGACUGCUUGGACAAAUCUCAUCAGGGUCUCAUCACCUCACGAUAUUUCUUUGAAUUACAGCACAAACUAGAUAAACUUCUACAAGAGGCUCAAGAAAGAUCAGAAAGUGGAGAACUGGCAUUUAUUAAGCAACUGGUCCGAAAGAUUCUUAUUGUCAUUGCUCGUCCUGCUCGCUUACUGGAAUGCUUGGAGUUUGAUCCCGAAGAAUUUUAUUAUCUUUUGGAAGCUGCAGAAGGGCAUGCUAAAGAGGGGCAAGGCAUUAAAACUGACAUUCCUAGAUAUAUUAUUAGCCAGCUGGGAUUGAAUAAGGAUCCUUUGGAAGAAAUAGCUCAGUUAGCUAACUAUGACAGUGGGACAGCAGCAACUCCAGAAACAGAUGAAUCAAUUAGUAGUUCCAAUACAUCUCUUAAACUACGGCGGAAGCCUCGUGAAAGUGAUUUUGAAACCAUUAAACUGAUUAGUAAUGGAGCAUAUGGUGCUGUUUAUUUGGUGCGGCAUAAAGAAACAAGACAGAGAUUUGCCAUGAAAAAGAUUAACAAACAGAAUCUCAUUCUUCGAAACCAGAUUCAGCAAGCGUUUGUUGAGCGCGAUAUCCUGACAUUUGCAGAAAAUCCAUUUGUAGUCAGCAUGUAUUGUUCCUUUGAAACUAGACGCCAUUUAUGCAUGGUCAUGGAAUAUGUGGAAGGUGGAGAUUGUGCUAACUUAAUGAAAAAUAUGGGUCCUCUGCCUGUAGACAUGGCCAGGAUGUACUUUGCAGAGACUGUUUUGGCUUUGGAGUAUCUUCACAAUUAUGGAAUAGUACACAGGGAUUUGAAACCAGACAAUUUAUUGGUUACAUCCAUGGGACAUAUAAAGCUAACAGAUUUUGGGCUAUCUAAAGUUGGCCUCAUGAGUAUGACCACCAAUCUUUAUGAAGGUCACAUUGAGAAGGAUGCUAGAGAAUUUCUGGAUAAACAGGUCUGUGGCACACCAGAAUACAUAGCUCCUGAAGUAAUCCUAAGACAAGGUUAUGGCAAGCCAGUGGACUGGUGGUCCAUGGGAAUUAUCCUAUAUGAGUUUCUUGUUGGAUGUGUGCCAUUUUUUGGGGAUACACCAGAGGAACUGUUUGGACAAGUAAUCAGUGAUGAGAUCAACUGGCCAGAAAAGGAUGAAGCUCCGCCUCCAGAUGCCCAGGAUCUGAUUGCAUUGCUUCUAAGACAAAACCCCUUGGAGAGGCUGGGAACAGGUGGUGCUUAUGAAGUGAAACAACAUCAGUUCUUCCAGAACUUAGACUGGAAUAGUUUGCUGAGACAGAAAGCAGAGUUCAUUCCACAGCUGGAGUCCGAGGAUGACACAAGUUACUUUGACACUCGCUCUGAGAAGUACCACCAUAUGGAAACAGAAGAGGAAGAUGACACAAAUGAUGAAGACUUUAAUUUGGAGAUAAGGCAGUUUUCCUCAUGUUCCCAUAGAUUUUCAAAAGUUUUUAGCAGCAUAGAUCGAAUAACUCGAAGUCAGACUGAAGACAAGGAGGCCAAAAAUGUGACACUGACAUCUGUGGAAUCUUUAAGCUGGAGUUCAGAAUAUUCUGAAAUGCAACAGCUAUCUACAUCUGUCUCCUCUGAUACUGACGGUUCCAGGCAACGUCACAAUUCAGGAUUGCUUCCAAAAUUGGCCAUAUCUGCUGAAGGAGAUCAAGAUGAGUCCCUACGUUCUAUCAGAUCCCGUAAAGAACAAGAGAAGGCGACGUUUGUUAAUGAGGAAUCAGUUCAGGAUGAGGUGGAAGUAACAACUCCAGCGAGCACUAUAAGUAGCUCAACAUUGUCAGUUGGCAGCUUUUCAGAGCACUUGGAUCAGAUAAAUGGAAGAAGUGAGAGUGUGGACAGCACAGAUAAUUCCUCAAAGCCAUCCAGUGAAUCAGCGUCUCGUAUGGCUCGUCAGCGAUUAGAAACUACAGAGAAAAAGAAAAUCUCCGGGAAAGUCACGAAGUCCCUCUCUGCCAGUGCUCUAUCCCUCAUGAUCCCAGGAGAUAUAUUUGGUGUGUCUCCUUUGGGAAGUCCUAUGUCCCCCCAUUCCAUGUCUUCAGAUCUAUCAUCCUCCAGGGAUUCCUCUCCUAGCCGUGAUUCUUCAACAGCUUCUGCAAGUCCUCACCAACCAGUCAUAAUUCACACAUCUGGCAAGAAAUAUGGGUUCACUAUCCGAGCCAUCAGGGUAUAUGUAGGUGACAGUGACAUCUACACAGUUCACCAUAUUGUUUGGAAUGUUGAAGAAGGAAGUCCGGCUUACCACGCUGGGCUGAAGGCUGACGAUUUGAUCACUCAUAUCAAUGGAGAGCCUAUACAUGGCCUUGUUCACACAGAAGUCAUAGAACUGUUGUUAAAGAGUGGAAAUAAAGUAUCAAUUACGACAACCCCCUUUGAGAAUACAUCAAUAAAAACAGGACCAGCCAGAAGAAACAGCUAUAGGGGCCGAAUGGUUAGGCGCAGUAAGAAAACCAAAAAGAAGGAGAGUUUGGAAAGGAGGAGAUCUCUGUUUAAAAAGCUGGCCAAGCAGCCCUCACCGCUUCUUCACACAAGUCGGAGUUUCUCCUGCCUGAAUCGAUCGCUCUCAUCAGGAGAGAGCUUGCCUGGCUCUCCAACUCACAGCUUGUCUCCCCGCUCACCCACACCAAGCCUCCGCUCCACCCCCGAUUUCCCCUCAGGGACAAAUUCUUCUCAGAGCAGCUCCCCAAGCUCAAGUGCCCCCAAUUCUCCUGCUGGUUCAGGACAUAUUAGACCCAGCACCCUUCAUGGUUUGGGUCCCAAGCUCGGGGGGCAAAGAUACAGAUCAGGAAGACGCAAAUCUGCUGGUAGCAUUCCCCUCUCACCUUUGGCGCGGACUCCUUCUCCAACGCCUCAGCCAACAUCUCCUCAGCGGUCUCCGUCACCUUUACUGGGACACUCAAUUGGAAGUGCGAAAAUAACUCAGCCCUUCCCUAGUAAAAUGCAUUCCCCUCCUACUAUUGUCAGACAUAUCGUUCGGCCAAAAAGUGCAGAGCCACCAAGGUCUCCAUUGCUUAAGAGGGUUCAGUCUGAAGAGAAACUGGCCCCGUCUUAUGGGACUGACAAGAAACACUUGUGCUCACGCAAACACAGCCUGGAGGUAACUCAGGAAGAGGUUAACAGGGAGGAGUCUCCGCGAGAUGUAACCCUUCAGAGUCUGGAGGAAAAUGUAUUGGAUGCCCCAUCUUUCACACGAGUAAGGCCUGCAGAGCAAGGCUGCUUGAAACGACCCAUUUCUAGGAAACUGGGCAGGCAAGAGUCUAUUGAUGAGCUAGACAGGGAAAAAUUAAAGGUCAAAAUAGUUGUAAAAAAGCAGGAUCUGGCAGAGAAGCAAGAAUAUUUACAGAAAGCAAGCACUGUGCAUGAACCUUCUGUUGAAUCAGAGAACCCUGUUACGACAUGCCUGGAGGAGAAAGAAGGCAAGAAAACAUUUCAGAAAGCCAUGGAAAGACCAAACCAUUCUGAAGCUAAAAUCGCAGCUCUGGAGACACACUUGGUGGGUGGCAUGCUAAAAGAUGCGCUUCAAAAGAACGCAAACAUGAGAUCAAAUGAUUGCACUGCUUCAGAUGUACAUGCACCGUGUCACGGCCCCCCACUUAAUGAAUUCAGUCAUUUGUCAUACGACUUCAAAAGAAUUUCCCCUCCAUGUACAUUACAAGAUGUACUGCCUCAGUCGUCUGACAAGAUGCUGAAUGGAAAGGGAGAAAACACAGAUAAAACUGCGCCGACAAAAGAAUUUGUCAAAUGUGAAAGAUUAGAUAACAAGCUUGCAAAUAUUGAUUAUUUUCGGAAGAAAAUGUCCUUUGAAGAAAAAGAUGACAGCCCUUGUCCAGUGCUGAAGUCCAAAUUGAUGUCAAAUAUACAUGAAUGCCAUCAGUUCAGUGUAGUCAGACCGAUGAACGUUCAGCAGGAUUCAAAUUCAUCAUCUGACAGCUGGUCAUAUAUCAGCAGUGCUCAUUCUUCUCAGAUUAGCUCAGUUUCUUUUGUUCCCCUCAAAGCCUUGAAUAGCCGAGCAGACAGCGGCAUGGAAAAACCCAUCCUGAUUUCCACAGAGUCCCCAGUCCGAAAGAGUCCUUCAGAAUAUAAGCUAGAAGGGAGGUCUGUGUCUUGCUUGAAGCCAAUUGAAGGCACAUUAGAUAUUGCUUUACUUUCAGGGCCACAAGCUUCCAAGGGAUCUUCAGAAGUGUCUUCAGGUGCAUUUCCAGGAGGCCAAAGUGCCAAAAACGAAGCUGCAUGUCCCAUCGUGCCUCUGUGCCAAAGUGGCAGCAGUGUGAAGGUUGAGCCUAACUAUCAGAAAGAGAAGCCACCAACGUACCAGCAGUCCAGGUCUUAUAAAUCUGAUCUGCUGGAGCUUCAGAGUUCAAAGUUAAACAAAAAUAUUCAAAACACAUCAGCAAUGGCCGUGGCUGCAGAGCAGCCGCUUGAAAAAACGGCCUGCAAUCUGAGCAUGAAAUGUGGUCCACCUCUAAGGGUGGCUAACCAAAAGAAAGAGGUAACCCAGUUAACUGUGAGCGAGGCUAAAUUGAGCAGCCUUCAAAGCCACGACACUGCUUCGACACCCUGCAAACCUUCCACAGCACAGGGCAUUUCUGAGAAAGCCAAACGAAAAGAGAAGAAAGCCGCAAAAGAAGGGGCUGACAACCAAGUAAGGGCCCUUAGGAGUGACGACCUACAUCCAGAGAAGCCAGAGGUCCCUGAGGACUCAUCAGCAAAAAGGCCUGGUGCAGAAGCCCUCCCAAAUCAAGACCCUAAACACAUUCAGAGAUGUUCCUUUGAGUCAGCCGCUCCUCUGCAAACACACGGAACAGCAAAAGGGCAGGUGGUGAGCUCAAGGGCGAAGCCCAAAGAUGUGCUCAAGCUACAUGCAAAGGAGGAUAACAACACCACUAAACCAUCUUCAGGAAGCGAGUCGGGCAUGCAGAAAGCGAGUGCGCAUUUCAGGUCAGAAACCUCACUUCCCCAAAAGUCUUUACAAACAUCAGCAGAUAUAAAUUCUGCUAAAAUGGAAAAACUGCCGGUUGGUGUCGUUGUGCAGAAGGGCACCCCUCGAGAACCAGGGACAAAAGAGCAGAAGCCGUCCAAAAAUACACAGCCCGCAGCUAUGUCACCAGCUGGUGACAAAGAGCCCAGCAUCGCUUCUAGGCAACAAGGUGGCCAUUCUGAUGUUCCUGCUGCAAAGGAAUCUGUCAACAGGCCAUCUGUGGUCCCUGUGUGUCACACCAACCAAGAUAAUCUCAGAUCUGCAUCAUGUAUGGAAAGUGGCUCUGUUAAAUCCAGGCAUGUGCCUGACGCCUGUUCCUCUAAGCCAAAACAUUCUGACAAACUGACACCGGCACAAAAGCAAACAGCUACAAAUGUGAAAGAGAAAGAAACCGGUGUUCAGGUCUUGGCAGGUUCUCGGAAGGAGGGGAAAAACAUGGGUAAAACCGCACUGGAUUCCUUUUCAUACCCUUCAAGCUCUCAAAGAAAGCUAAAUAAUGAGCAUAUCCAGGUAGAGAGGCAUUUAGUCAUAGAAUGUAGGUCAGAGCCCUCAAUCCUAAUCAAUAGCUCCAUGCCUGAAAAACAGCUCAGAUCCUUCAGUAAUAGCCACGCAGCGGCCCCAGAGAACACUAAGCAUUUUCAAAGGCAAGAAACGGCAAGCUUAAGCGACCCUCUUGAUCAAAAGCCACUCCACUCGCGCAGCAAGCAAACCGUGCCUCCGAAGGCAGCUGCUGCGAAAGAUUGUCCUUUGCCAAGCAAGCACGUGGACAAGGGCCCGAGCCAUCACGUUUCCUCUGCAGAGAAACAGCCUGAAGGGAAAAAAUGCACAGACGCACUUUAUUUUCAGAAUGAUUGCAGGAACUUGGAUCCUACUCUUUCUUUUACUGGCUGUGAUGCAAGAGGGAAAACUGCAGAAAAGGCCGUCGCAGGUAGCAAGGGCUCUCAAGACGUUAAAGGGAGAGGACACGCCAGUCAGAAACAGUCAGCCGAAGGAAGCAAGCAGCAUGCCGCAAAGCAUUCCUCCUCGGCUUCUUUGCAGAGUGGGUGUCGUCCCGUUACAGCCCUUACAAAACAGCUCGAGUGCCCAUCCAACUUCCCUGAAUGUAGACAGGAAGUCCUCGUUUUGCCUGUGACAAAGGCCAAGCUGGGGUCAUCGGAACCAGUUGCAGUCAGUGGCAGGGAAGCAAAAAAGCCAGCCAGCUCUUCCUCAGCAGAAGGCAGAGCAGAAAUGACUAAGAGUAUCUCAGUGGUGGACUUACGCUCUGUGGCUUCACCUGCGGAAGAGCAUGUCCCCACUUCAAACUUGGAGGGGGAACCCAAAAGCCAAGAGAGGCCCCAGUCUGCUAACACCACUGUGGACAUGAAGGGAAGAGAUCCCCUUCUGCCCCAGUCUUCUGCUGCAAGAAAACAGAAUGUAGGUAAAGAUUUGCCAAAGUCAGGGACUCCAGCUGACCCUCUCAAUGCACUUUCAUCCGACAAAGACUCUGCCCGGCAGAGGCGAGGAAAAGAUGCCUCGCGGAGUAGUCCUCACAAAAAGCCCUCCUAAUAGCAGAAGUUGCAAAUAGGACUUCUUAGUGUUUUGUCUUACUUUCAGAAAUCAGCACUGUGUAGUAUUUUCUUGCAGGAAAACUUUCAGCGCUACUUAAGCAGGGUGUGUAAAGAGAAGACUCUUCCCCCCACCCCACCCCUCAAAAUGCCUUCCCAAAAUACAACCGGUUAA